This is a messenger RNA of Haemonchus placei, 2277 nucleotides long. The record is from the annotation of a GenBank genome assembly. Lineage: Eukaryota; Metazoa; Nematoda; Chromadorea; Rhabditida; Trichostrongylidae.
AUGGCAUUGAAUGGUGAAAGUGCUGGUGUAGAAGACGAUGAACAAGACGGAAGCGAUCGCAAUGCCACCGUUUCAAGGUCACCAGUGUCAACUGCUACCGAACACGAUCGACCCACGUCACGUAGCGAUUUGAACAGCGAACAGCAGUUGGAAUCCACCCACUCUGUAGACGAGGACAAAUCACUUGAUAGAUCUCACGAUCGAUCGUUAAGCGAUGACUCGAGGCAUGAUGGUGGGACCCCUCCAUUAUGUAAAAAUGGUGUGUUGGAUCUGUCUCGCCGCGGUUUGAGCCAACUUGAUCGCAAGUAUCGGAAGGAAUAUAGUAUUGUGAAAAAGCUCAUCAUUAGAAACAAUAGGUUCAAAAAUGUAGCAGGCUUCGACAUGUUCAAGCAAUGUGUCCAAGUUGAUGCCACUGAUAACCAGCUACAUAAGUUGUCAUCGUUCCUGCCACUAGCAAAAGCUCUUAAAGCUCUAUUCCUUUCUAACAACAAAAUCACUAGUAUUGAUUGCCUACGAUCGUUCAUUAAUUUGGAGACGUUAGACAUUUCAUGCAAUUGCAUUGAGAGUGUUCCUGCUGCACUUGAUAAUCCUCGUCUUUCGCGUCUGGAUUUAAGUUCGAAUAACAUUGCGUCUUUACCUGAUAUAUCUAGGUUACGAUCACUAACUCAUUUGGAUAUCUCGUCGAAUAGAAUCUCAUCAUUGAAAGGGAUUGUUUUCCCAAAGUAUCUUCUAACUUUUAAUGUCGCUUCCAAUUACAUCGAUGAUCUCACGGAAUUCAUGCGUUUGCUACCUCUGGAAAGGCUUGAAUCAAUUUCUUUAGCUAACAAUCCUUGCAUAUCGAGUUCAUCGUUCGAUCACCGCAUCUAUAUCUUGUCGAUAUUGCCUUCAUUGCAAGACAUUGAUGGAUUUGUGGUCAGCGAAGAAGAGCAACUUAAAGGAGAAUGGCUGUAUAGCCAAGGGAAAGGACGGUCCUUCAAGCCGGAUACUGGAUCGCAUACCGCACUCGUUAAGUAUUUAGAACGAUAUUGCCCCUAUGAUGUCGAUGGCAAACUUGUAUCAACUUUGGACCAAUCCAUCGUGAAGGUGAUGGAGAAACGGCGGGAGAUGCUGAAUCACAGCGGAAUCGACGAUGAUUCCUCCCAGUCUCUUAGCUUACAUUCUCCAUACAGAGCAUGGACCGCUCAACUAGAAGGGAAAGAGAAUCGAAUUCCUAGUUCAAUUUCGGCACGUUCGCCGUAUUCAUCUACACCUCAUCGAAACGUGCCCAUAACAUCAAGGCCUACUUCUCAUUUUGAGCCACUUUCUCGUACAUCGACUAUGGACUCAGUUGAUUCCUCCACCACUGUUACGCUCGUCGCAGCAGUAUUAGGCAGUCAAGAAAACUCUAAAGGCACAGCAUCCACUGCGACGACUGCUAGAGUAGAACGCGUUAUACGAGGACCCUCGCAAGAACGAGCAGCGCGCUUAGAUGAUGAUGGUGAUUCAAAGCAGGAUUCUGUUGAAUUCGAGGAAUCUCAACAAAUCGCAACAAAAAACUGUCGUAAAUCCUCUGAAUCAACUGAUCGCUGCCGUGAUCCUGGAAGCAAGCCUGAGCGCAACACCACUAGGGAGCGCUCUAUCGAGCAUAGCCGAUACCGACCAAGUCCUACUCCUGUUGUAACGGACAUCUCAAUUGACAUGGGACCAUCAAAAAGUAAAAACAAGAAUGAUCAUUUUGAGAAUUCAAUGCUCCGGCGAGUGAUGAGUCUGGAAGAUCGCGUUUCUGUUUUGUCCGAAGAGAAUGAUAAUCUCACAAGAAUAAAUGAUGAGCUGAGCAGGUUACUCGUGGAAAUGGCUGAUAAAUUUUCGAAUGAUGUCAAGUCGCUGAAAAGCGAGUUAGAAUCUAUGAAGGAAGCACGUUAUCCAGAACCGUGCAAUCUUCGGGUUGCACGUGAGUUGAGCGACGGUUGUUUCGAGAUCGUCUGGGAUUUGCCUAUGGUCAAAUGUUACAAGGUGCUCACGAAUGGAAUUGAAAGUGGUGUUGUUAAAGCACCGAAUAAUGCUGCUCGAAUCUCAGAUGUUGACCCGGAGGUUGAAAUCAGUAUCCAGUUACAGCCUCGCUGUUCUGUAGGGAUUUAUAACUACUGCUGCGACAAGGUGGAGGUCUCGCUGAUUCUGAGAUGGACCGAAGAUGCUUUGUCAGGAAACUGGUCGAAGGAGAACCCCAACAAAAUGAGUAGAGCUGACCUAUUGGCGGAAAUGAAAUUACGUCUGGCAGCUCAAAAGGAGGUGAAGUAG